AUGGUGAAGAACCUGACCAAGAGCCUUAAAAAAAUCUGGAAAUACUGCGUCAGCCUGGGCGCCCACCUCAAGCAACAAAUGACCGACAAUGCCAUCAAGAACCACUGGAAUUCGACACUAAAGAAGCGAGUCGAGCAGGAAGGGACCAGCCGCAGGAGGGACUCUGCGUCUAAGCAGCGGCCGGUGCUGGAGCGGCGAUCCAAGCCUCAGAGCAUUGCCGUGAAGCAGGAGCCUGCUGAGUGCAAGCAGGAGUAUGUGGUUCCUGUCGAAUGUGUGCCCUACCACACGACAUCUGUGUCCACCCCAAUCAUCGUGUCCGCCACUGAGACUCUGUGGCAGCCCGAGGAGUUUGCUGCCGUGCUGUCCACGUCGGGCGGAGACGUGAAGCCGGCCAAGGUUGAAGGUGGCACGCCACGCCAAACCAAGUGUGAGGAUGGCAGUGGCUCGGAGUACAUCGACAUCAAUGACCUCCUUUCACCACUCAAGGACAUCAACGUUGAGGAGCUGGAGACUGCGACGGCAGCGCGCAGCCCCAGUGGCUCGUUUGGGCAGCUCACUGCGUUGGACCUGGUUGAGGGCACCUGUGUCACACCUCACGUCACCCCGGUCAAGUUUGCCACAUCAGGUGCGUGCAGGCAGCUGUGUCACCGGCAAGUUUAG
Molecule: messenger RNA, 660 nt
Organism: Rhipicephalus sanguineus (brown dog tick)
Lineage: Eukaryota; Metazoa; Arthropoda; Arachnida; Ixodida; Ixodidae
Exons: 5
Coding region: 1-660 (219 amino acids)
Source: RefSeq, a predicted model, not a curated record